Molecule: messenger RNA, 2383 nt
Organism: Periophthalmus magnuspinnatus
Lineage: Eukaryota; Metazoa; Chordata; Actinopteri; Gobiiformes; Gobiidae
Product: protein shisa-2
Exons: 2
Coding region: 448-1317 (289 amino acids)
Source: RefSeq, a predicted model, not a curated record
GAGACGGUGACAUUUGACCGUAAGUGCGGGUCCCAAGCCAGAAACGUGCCAGAGCGACUGUGACAACAUUGACUGGGCAUUUGUGGAUUGUGGACUAACACCAGCAACGCGCAUGGAUUUGGACUUGUUGCAUAUUUUACCAAGUUGGUGAUAAUUUGAAUUGAGCAGAUCCAGACAUUUUACGUUGAAUGUGGCGUAUUUGGAGAGAAAAUUUAACCUGUUUACUUUUGAAGACGUCUUGGAUAAUUUACACGGUAUAGGAACUUUGGGAACUUUACGCACGGAGAUUACGCACAAACCUUAAUAACAAAUGACAGCUCACUGGUGGUUUGUUGCCUUCUUACAUUGUUCCAUUUACUCCAAUAGUGCUGAUAGACCUCACCAGCCGCCUGUUCUGGUCAGACAAGGGGAGUGAAGGCCCCUGUGUCCCUCUGCCACCUGUCCAAAAUGUGUGGUGGAGGCAUAUCGAUGUCCCUCGCCAUAAUAGUGACUUUACUUUUGGUGAUUAUCAACGUAAAGGCCACCGGUGAGUACUGUCAUGGCUGGCUAGACCCUCAAGGAGUAUGGAAAGAAGGUUUUCAGUGUCCGGAGAAGAUAGAUGGAGCGGACGCGAUCAUCUGCUGUGGAAAAUGCGAGCUGCGCUACUGUUGCUCCAGCACGGACGCAAGGCUGGACCAGGGCAGCUGCGAAAACGACCGGCAAACUCAGGAACCCAACACCGACAAUAAAGACACCAAGGACUCGGGGGCAGUUCCCAUCUACGUACCCUUCCUUAUUGUGGGUUCAGUGUUUGUUGCAUUCAUCAUAGUGGGGUCCGUAGUGGCGGUGUGUUGCUGCCGCUGUCUCCGUCCCAAGCAGGAGCUGUCGUCAGGGGCGACCGGAGGCGGAGCCAGCGGGGGACGCCUGUUGGAGACCAUCCCCAUGAUGUCAAGCAGCAGCACAUCCAGAGGCUCUUCGUCCCGUCAGUCAAGUACAGCAACCUCGUCCAGCUCCUCUGUCCCAGCCACUGCCCCCCGCCCCGCGCCCCCUCCUCUCAUGAGGGCUCAGGCAUCCUGCUGUCUGCCCCCCGACGCCAGUGUCUUCGUUAACAUGCCCACCAACUUCUCUGUGCUGAACUGCCAACAGGCCACGCAGAUCAUGCCUCAUCAGGGACAGUUUUUACACCCGCAGUUUAUCGGCUACGCCCAUCCCGUAUCCCCUACCCCCACGUUCAUCGACUCACAGGGGGGGUACAGGCAGCUUCAGUCCCCCCUUCCUCCCCCCAAUAUGGGAUCCAGUGUUACCAGUGACCAAAAGUUCCCCCCAGUUACUGUGUGAGGGGCUACAGCUGUUCUGUGGUACACCUCUAACAUGAAGGACUUGUGUAUAAAGCCAUUAUGUGUGGAGCGGGACUAAACUCUUCUAAGCCUACAAUGUGCCUGUAACUAUGGACAAAUUCACUCUCUAUGCAUGGGAAAUACUGGGACAGAGUCUAAUACAGACUACAGCCCAAACAGUCCAAAAGUGUGAGUGCGUGAUGAUGUGGGAGUAUGAAAAAAAGAUUUGUUGGCUCAUGACUGUAGUGUGAGUGAUGACUGGAUGAUUUAUAGCUGUAAAUGUACUCAGAGUGAAUAUUCAAGCAGAAAAGUUAUGACCACAUGCUGUGCUAAUACCGUGUGCACAUCUGCACUUGUGAAUGCUCGUGAAGGGGUUUGUGUUUGACGAAUGAGGAACAAAAUCAUGCUAAAAUGUUUGUACUGUACAGGUCUGGAUGUGGAGACUUGGGCUGAAGUGGGGGGGUCUCCCUGUGAGUGGACUGUGUGUAAUGCAAAAUGCAGGUGGUGUGAUAUGAAAGGCAGUUGCCAUUUCCCCAAAGACCAUUUAAAGUCUAAUGAAGUGAGCACAGGACAUAGACUGUGACGCUCCACCCCAAAGCUCUCCAACCAAAAAGUUUAAAAAGUGUCCCACUACUCUGAAUGGAAACAUCAAACCAAAUGUUCAUGUAAGUGUUUGGAGGAAAUGUACCCACAAAGUGAGAGUGAGACACUGAGUGAGGAGACUGACUACCCCUAACCUUUGGUGCCAGGUGUGUGCACUCAUACAGUUGAGUGACUUAGCUGAGAGCAGACAGGGCACAUGAACCAACAUUUCUCACGAAAAUAUGAACAAAACAAAGCAUUCAGUAUUUAAGCCAUGUUCUAUAAUUUUAGGUAGCAAGGAUUUGUAACAAGACUGCAACUAAUCUUACGGUUACUCUGUAACAAUGUCCCAUUGAAACCUGGCAGUCUGUGUACCUCAUCUCUACCCUGAACACAUUGUCUGAGGCAGCUGUGAAUAGGAUAAGCAUUUCUGUAUAAUAUUGAGAACACCAUUUGGUCCAAUACCUUUUCCUGUUGCCAUGGAC